CCCCGCGAGGAGAGCUUCUCUCUUACUCUUUGUUGCAACUGCUUCACUGGGCGCUUCAACGCAAUCAAAUCUUUCCAAAGGUGGCUGAAUUUCCUCCUUAAGAUAGCCUCUACGACAUCAAUUCAGUCACCAUGCAGCUCAUCAAGGUCGCUCUCCUAUUUGCGCCCCUCCUCGCUGUGGCCUCUGCUAUAGUCGACGAUUCCCCCCACGAUGUCGAGGCUAAGAUCAAGCGCGACCAGGACCUUAAGAACCGUGGCUUCGACACUCGAAGCCUCGGCUUAGAGAAACGCGAUUGUGAAAAGAACGGCUGCAAGUGCGCUAAAAACACGCCGCAGGGCGUGUACUGCGGACUGUGCAAGGCCGUGAUUGAGUCUGGGACAGGCGGGUUUUAUACGCGCGAUAGCUUCGAGUGCGGUCCCAGCGGGGCGUGCUGUAAUUAUGGCAGUACGUCUGUGUGCAAGACCGGUAACUACGCGGGCUCUUGCCCGAGGUAGAUUGGAAGGUAGAGGAGGGUGAGAGGAGAGAAGACAUAAAUGGCGAGGGAUCCGUUUUUAUUGUUGUGAAAUGGGACUACCAAAAGCGUUUGUUGCGGAUGCAACUGGAGUAUUUGGGCUCCUUCAAUGGUAGUGGACAGCUGUGGAGGUCCUGCAUGCUCGUGCGGUCUUGAAGCCCGAGGGAAUAUGUAUAGAUAAGAAUUCAUAUGGGAAUAAAAACUG
Molecule: messenger RNA, 716 nt
Organism: Pseudogymnoascus verrucosus
Lineage: Eukaryota; Fungi; Ascomycota; Leotiomycetes; Thelebolales; Thelebolaceae
Exons: 2
Coding region: 132-494 (120 amino acids)
Source: RefSeq, a predicted model, not a curated record